UUCUCUCAAGAGAGGGAGAAGUGAACUGCAAAAGAAACACCUUCUCCAUAGAGUUUAUCAGGCAACCCUCCCAGCCCAUUUUACCACAAUUCAUGGUUGGGCGUAUUGUGAGGUGUGAAUAUACUUCAGCUGCAUCUCUAUCACAACACGCCCACUUUGCAGAGUUGAAGAGAGGCAAAAACUGGUGAACGCUCGCUCUCUUUCAAGACUUGCUCUGCCCUCUAUUCCUCUCCCAGUUAUUUCCUAAAGAAGUUUGCAGGCUAGCUGAUUUUGUAGCACUAGAAAGACGAGUAUAAAAUGCUUAAAGCUCUGCAGAUUGGCGCCAUUUCAAAAAGCAGCAGCAACAUUGCUCCAGCUGACAGCACCCAUAACUCUACAGCCCAUCAAGAAGAGCCCGUUAGCUCGCACACCAGCAGGAUGGAGCCAAUGAUGGAUCAAUUCUCCAUGUUCACCGACUACUUUGGCCUCUUCAACAUCGUAUCCAGCAUGCGAGAUCAACACUCCAUCUCCGACAACAAUAACUCUAGGGAAAGGCGUGACAGCUUGGGCUCUGCUGCAUCUUCUUCGGAUUUCUCCAUGUCUACUGGUGGUAGCGCCCCUGACUCCAGUGACGGUAGCUCUGAGUUUUAUGGAGGGAUGAUGAAUGGAGGCAUUGGAAGCUAUCCGUCCACCCCCACUGACUUUUUCCGAGCUAUGGGUGAGUCUGAUGAUGCACUCCUUGCAUUUGGACACCACCACUCCAUUGAAACCCAACACCACCACUCCAUUGAAACCCAACACCACCACCAACAGCAGCAGCAACAGCAGACUAACCGAGGAGGAGCAGGUGUAGGAGUUAAUGGAGUCUCUUCUUCCACCCUUUUGGAGAGGGGGAGCUUAAGCGUGAGAGUCCCCAAUAGGCCAGUGAAGCAGCAAGUGUGUGUCUUCUGCAGGAAUAAUGGAGAAAGCGAGAGCUUCUACACCAGCCAUUGUCUCAAGGACUCUGAAGGGAAAGUGACCUGCCCAGUCCUUCGUGCGUACACUUGCCCUCUCUGCGGAGCUAAUGGUGAUCUCUCGCAUACUAUUAAGUAUUGCCCUGAGAACAACCAAGCAAGCAAAGUCUCCACCGUUGCCAGUCAGAUGAAGCGUGCCACUAUCACCAUUACACGUAAGAAAUGAAACUCAUCUCUACCAGCUAUGCACAUUGGCAGCCCUUAGCAUUACUUAAUUUGGUGCAGCACUUCUAAAAUAGGUUUAUUUGUCAUGUCCCUUAAACCCUUUCCCUCUCUCUCAUUAUUUUUGCUAUAGUAGCAUAUUAUUUUCCUUGUCUCUCUUUAGUCAUAAUAAUAUUCUCUAAUUAUAUUGAUUAAUUUGAAUUCCCGACUUAAAUACAGGCUUAGAAUCAAUUAUUAUCUCUCUCUCUCACUAAUUAUUAUUAUCAAAAUUUAUUAUUGUCUCUUCAGUCUUUGUUAAUAACAUAAUAAUUCACAAAUUAUUAUUAUUUUGAUGUUAUUAAUAGUUUAAACUACAGCUCUAAAUAUUCAAACAAACUGUAUUAUAUAUUAUUCAUUAAUUAUUAUUAUAGAAUUGUUAUGUCUUAAGUCUUUAAACACUUAUCAAUUUUCUCAUGAAAAAUAA
Molecule: messenger RNA, 1617 nt
Organism: Amphimedon queenslandica
Lineage: Eukaryota; Metazoa; Porifera; Demospongiae; Haplosclerida; Niphatidae
Product: nanos homolog 1-like
Exons: 1
Coding region: 298-1158 (286 amino acids)
Molecular function (GO): zinc ion binding; RNA binding
Source: RefSeq, a predicted model, not a curated record